UUCAAAUACUCAAAUAUCAGUAGCGGAGACACAAUGGAGGAGAGCUCGGAGUAGACACACUGCUGAAAGACUUAUCGGUGUGUUCCACCGUGCACAGGACAAACAGCGGAGAUUACAAACAGUUUUGGAUAGUGUUGUUUCUUCGCUUUUUCAAUUGUUUUUCCGGUGAAAAGAUUGCAUUCAGACUUUGAGCUGCAUCACAUUAGAGGUAAUCAUGCCUCCCACCACCCCGUACGCCGGAAAGUUCAGCUCCUGCGCUCCUUACGGCAACAACAACAAUCACCCUCAGCCUCACAGCCCGUACCGCAACGGCAACGGCACCGGCCCAAAGCCCACCAAGGAAAACAUUUACAACGGCGCCUACUCUUCCACAGAGAACCCCUAUGACAUACCGCAGCCUCACAGCUCCUAUCGCAGCUCAUCUGUCUCCUCUGUGACCGCCAAGGAGCAUCAUUACAACAGCAGUUGUGCUGUUUCCGAGAACCCAUACUCUUCGCCGCAGCCUCACAGCCCUCGGCAGCACAGCACUUCCUGUCCUGGACGCGCGUACCGCCACACCAGCAGCAGCAGCGGCAGUGAGCAGUCUUCUCGGAACAAUUCUGUCGUGGCGAAAGGCCGACGUUAUGGACAUGGCGUCACUGCUAGCUAUGGGGAGAUGUGUUACCAUGACAAUAGUUUGGUUUCAGCAUCCCUUGAGGCGCUGAUUCAGCACCUGGUUCCCACGGUUGACUACUACCCUGAUAGGUCAUAUGUGUUCACCUUCCUGCUGAGUUCACGCCUCUUUCUGCACCCGUAUGAGCUCAUGACGAGGGUUUGUCACUUGUGUGUGGAGCAGCAGCGGUCCGGAGACGCCCUGCUGGAUAAGAUCCGUUUCCGUGAGGUGGCGCCUAAGCUGGUGCAGCUGCUGACUGAGUGGACAGAGACGUUUCCGUAUGACUUCAGGGACGAGAGGAUGAUGCGCUGCCUCAAGGACAUGACACAUCAUGUGGCCCGAGGGGAUGAGUACUCUUGGCGAGCCAUGCAGCAGAUGACCCAGCGGCUGAUCAAACGACUAUCUGCACUCGGCCAGUACGAGGAGGCCGUCGCUGCACUCAAUGCCGUGGCGAUGGAGCGGCCAGCUUCCCUGAAAAGCAAACAGGCCUCAGGCCAGCGAAGUGACGUAAUGAGCAUGUGCGACGACCCCUUCAUCCUCGCCCAGCAGCUCACACACAUUGAACUGGACAGACUAAGUUUUAUCGGUCCUGAAGAGUUCAUCCAGACAUUCGCCAUGAAAGAUCCUCUGGAGAACCAUAAGGGUUUCUUCCGGAAGCGUAAAACCAGUAACCUGGAGGCCUACGUCAACUGGUUCAACAGACUAAGCUACCUGGUGGCCACUGAGAUCUGUAUGCCAGUUAAGAAGAAACACAGAGCACGGAUCAUAGAGUUCUUCAUUGAUGUGGCUCAGGAGUGUUUCAACAUCGGCAACUUCAACUCCCUCAUGGCCAUCAUCACUGGGAUGAACAUGAGUCCUGUUGCCAGAUUAAAGAAAACUUGGAGUAAAGUCAACACAGACAAAUUUGAAAUCCUGGAGCACCAGAUGGACCCAUCGAGCAACUUCAGCAACUACCGUACUGCAUUACGUGGUGCUACCCAGAGGUCUGAGACCGCACACAGCAGCCAGGAGAAGAUUGUGAUUCCUUUCUUCAGUCUGCUCAUUAAAGACAUCUACUUCUUGAAUGAAGGUUGUGCCAGCAGGCUGACCAACGGGCACAUCAACUUUGAGAAACUUUGGGAGCUUGCAAAGCAGGUGAGCGAGUUCCUGGUUUGGCGUCAGGUGAUUUGUCCAUUUGACAGAGACCGCCGCAUUCUCCAGUACCUUGUCACCACGCCUGUCUUCAGCGAAGAUGAACUGCACCUGGCCUCAUAUGAAAGUGAAGGACCUGAGAACAACAUGGAGAAAGACAGCCGCAGGUCACUCAGAUCUUCCCUCCUGCAUCGAGAGAAUCGAUCCUAAGAGAACGUCAAUCUCCUCUGCUCUGCAGAGUGUAAAUGAACGAGGUAUUUUGAAGCUACAGGUUCCUCCGUAUUAUCUAAUGGAGACUUUUUACAAUUUUACAUCCCGGACAGUAAAUGCAGCUGGACCCAUAUUCUUGCAGAUCAACAGAAGAAUAUAUAACAAUGUGAGGGCUCUGAGCUCAAAAGGACCAUAAAUGGUUUAUAAGUAAUAUACUGGAACAGUUCUUGAUGAAAUUCAUUAGGUGCCAAAGGACCUCAGUGCUGCAGUUUUGAACCAAGUGAUUCCCAGGCAGAGCUCGAAGUACUGAUAUGAUCAUCAGCUGUGCCUCGUAAACAUCAGGGCACUUCAGAGAGAGGACUUCUGACAACUGCAGAAGUAGUCAAACCUGGAUUUUGUUUAUAUCUCCUGUUAACUCCAUCAUGUUGAACGACUCUGGAAGCAUAAAGGGCCCGAACAAGAUGGAUAUGGACCCAAUUAGUGACAAAGCAACAUUAGCACUGCUGCUUCUCCUGUCUGAGUUCAGUCAGAAACCACAGAGAAGAGAGAUGCGCUCUGAGAGCAAGAUCAUCGAUUUGUAUUAUAAACAACAGGCUAACAACUGCUUUUAGAAGUGGUGUCUGCAGUGUUGUCUUGUUGAGUGCUUCACGAGCAGCAACAUCAAAUCCAUUUUCACUCAAUUUCCAGCUACGUACUCCACAACACAUUUUACACAUGCUGUAUUCAUCAGUCAUGCUAUCCAGUUCUAAACACUUUGUGACGUGUGCACUUGCGUAUUGGUGAUGCAAAAGUACGCAAGUGUCAGCAACAUCAUGCAAGUUAAAUGCACUUCAGUAGGUUCUUGUGUAUUGUAUUAUAGAAUUUUGUGACUCCAAUUUUAAGGCGUCUUUCUAUACAGUAUUAAGUUGUAUUUUGUAUCAGAAGGUUUAAAAAAAAUGUGUUUUUGUUCAUGUAUUUUCUCUGAAGUUUCACCGUGAGCUUGUUGCUGGUUGGCUGGCUCUGUGAUGGUAAGCUACUUUUGUUAAUACACCAGUUCAUGAUAAAUGAGUGUUUUGGGUCAGAAUGAAGCACAAACUGAUGUGUGUGUGCAGCUUAGAUGCAAACAGGAAUAUCACCCUCCUCUUCAUCUCGUGAGCGUGAUGUAAUCCCUUAAAAUCUGCCUGUGAGUGAUGCUAAUGUUUUCUUGUUGUUGUUGUUGUUUUCUUUUUUUCCUUUUAAACAAAGCUCAUUUUUAUGUUUCAUAUUAAGUGUUUUCUCAUAUAUUCUUCUUUGUGUAUCAUUUGUGUUACCAGUCAGGGUACUUGUACUGAAGGUUUUUGUGAAAAGAGAACUAUAUUUUUUUCUUUCAAAUAAACAGAAUAACUGAA
This is a messenger RNA of Plectropomus leopardus (leopard coralgrouper), 3360 nucleotides long. Its product is annotated as ras-GEF domain-containing family member 1B-B-like. Lineage: Eukaryota; Metazoa; Chordata; Actinopteri; Perciformes; Serranidae. Gene Ontology annotation, molecular function: guanyl-nucleotide exchange factor activity. The record is from RefSeq and is a predicted model, not a curated record. Gene Ontology annotation, biological process: Ras protein signal transduction. Gene Ontology annotation, cellular component: plasma membrane.